Nicotiana tabacum (common tobacco) is the source of this 486-nucleotide messenger RNA. The record is from RefSeq and is a predicted model, not a curated record. NCBI's taxonomy places the organism in Eukaryota, Viridiplantae, Streptophyta, Magnoliopsida, Solanales, Solanaceae.
AUGUCUCCAUACAAGUUGGUGUUUGGUAAGGCGUGUCACUUACUGGUGGAGUUGGAUCAUAAAGCUUUGCGGGCGUUGAGGCAGUUAAAUCUCGAUAUUGAAGCUGCGGGAACAAGUGGAGUCACGGAGUUACACGAGCUUGAUGAGUUUCGAUAUUGCACUUUUGAGAGAACAAGAUUAUACAAGGAGAGAAUGAAGAUGAUACAUGAUAAAAGUAUUAUUGAGCAGAGUUUUAAACCCGGAGAUACGGUAUUGCUAUACAAUUCAAGACUGAGGUUAUUUCCGGGCAAAUUAAAGUCAAGAUGGUCAGGGCCAUUUUUGGUGGUUGAAAUUCAUCCCACUAGUGCUAUAGAGAUUUCUGUGGAAAAUGACUCUCGCAAGUUCAGAGUCAAUGGGCACAAAUUAAAACAUUAUGUGGGCAUGGAUGAAUCAAAGAUAGUGCCAGUGACUCAUCUGAUCGAGCCUCCGAUGUUGAGCAUACCUUAA